Suillus clintonianus is the source of this 776-nucleotide messenger RNA. RefSeq lists its product as uncharacterized. The record is from RefSeq and is a predicted model, not a curated record. Lineage: Eukaryota; Fungi; Basidiomycota; Agaricomycetes; Boletales; Suillaceae. The transcript is spliced from 3 exons. The coding region runs from base 95 to 517 and encodes 140 amino acids.
ACUUCGGAAUGUGGACGAUUGCCUUUCUUGAUUACGCGGAGUUUGCCGUUUCAGGUCUGCGGCAGCCUCUCUCCUGCACAGCAAGCCAAGCAAGAUGCCCCCAAGAGCAGCCCCAAAAGCCUACCAAAUUUUGGCCAAAACGCACCAGGUCACGAUUUUCCUAACAGUCCCCCAAUCCGCAACGAUCGCGUUGCUGAAGGAUGAGGCGCUUUCUGCGCUCACAUCUCGCGUCGCCAUUGAGGAUGAGAACUUUCCUCGCGUAAGCAGCACAAGCGACUUUGAGCUGGCGCACGCAGUGAAGGAGAAGGAGAAGAGCAAGUCAGGGGUGACUUAUGAGGCCCUUGAGGCAGAGAAGGCCAUCAGAGGUCUCCUAUCAAACUGGGAGAUACUGUACUUUCAGUUUAGAGACGAAGACGGCAACUUGAUGCCAGUAGAAGUCUCCCAGCCUUCUCUCGUUGAUGAUGAUGAGGAAGAGCCUCCGAUGAAUAAAGGGAAACGCAAGGCGCUAUCAGAAUAGUCAUCUAACACCGCAUGAAGUUCUGAAAAUUAUAUUCCAAGGAUGUACUACGAAGGGCAUGCAGAGGCAAGAGUCAGGUCAUAUUACUGCAGACGGUAUUAUGACUGCCAUUGGCGCGGGGUGUAAGGAAGCAACGCAGCAGCCACUCGCCGGCCCUCUUCCGCGAGCAAGUUAUACGUCGAGCACGCAUUUCUCUGGAAGUACGAGCAGUUAUCGAUAUUAGCACUACAUUUGCAAUAUAUUGGUAGUAGAUAGACCU